UUUCUCUGUGCAGAAUGUGUGAAUCACAUGUCACAUGUACUAGCAGGCAGUACUAGCUACUAGCUCUAUUUAAACAGUUUGGAGCAUGGAUUCAUUGAGAGAACUCGUGCAGACACACAGCUCUUGUUUCAGUCUCAGGUCAGAGACCUCUCUGCCUCCUGCAUUCUUCAGCAGUACCAACAACAACAACAACAGAUCCUCUUCUAAUCUGCAAGGACUAACAAGGCUAACUGGACUCCCCAGCCGAGCAGAGGGGACCUAAACAACGACCUAACACAAACCCACAAGAGCCUGGACCCUUUAUGUUGACAUCAUGGAGUUUGUGCGAUUUGGGACAGAGGACGAUGACGAUGAUGCAGCGACUCAGUACAUGAUUGAACAGAGUCUUCUGCUGGAGAGCAACAAACAGAAGGAACCACCCCGAGACUCCACAGCACAUGGCAGCAGGAGCCCUGGACCUGACUCUGCAGACAGCAUUUUCACUGCUAUAAGACAAGGUAAUGAGAAGCUCUUGAAGGAGCUAAGCAUCCGGCACAGAGACAAGUUUUCAGACACAAACAGCCGAGGUUGGACUCCUCUCCACGAAGCAGCAGCUCAGAGCAACCAGACCAUCCUGGAGCUCACACUCCACGCUUCAGGCUCAGACUCUGUGGAGAGUCGUACUCCUCGCGGACAGACUCCUCUCUUCCUGGCAGUAGAAGGAGGUCUGAUAGAAAACGCCUCCUUCCUCCUCCAGCACGGAGCCCAGCCGGACAGCCAGGACCACGACCAGGACUCACCGAUGCUGCUAGCGAUCCGGUCGGACCGCGCUGACAUGAUGAAGCUGCUGCUGCUGCAGGGCUCCAGGGUGAACCAGGAGGGCUGCCACGGCCGGCGUCCCCUCCACGAGGCCUCUCGGCUGGGUAAAGCAGCGCUGGUGAACCUGCUGCUGGAGGCCGGAGCGCAGCUGGACCCCCGGAGCCACUACGGCCUCACGCCACUGGCGCUCGCUGCUCAGGCGGGACACCUGGAGGUGGUGGAGACGCUCCUGAUGAGAGGCGCUGACGUUCUGUCCCGGGCCCAGGAUGAGGCGUCCAUCUUGUACGAGGCGUGUUCAUCAGGAGACCCGGCCCUGAUUGGCCAGCUGCUGGAGUACGGCGCCGACGCCAACGUAGCCAAACACACGGGACACCUGCCGAUCCACCGCGCUGCUCACCGGGGACACCUGCAAUCUCUAAAGCUGCUGAUUCCAGUCACCUCUAAAGGAGAAGUCAACAACAGCGGGAUGAGUCCUCUACACUCAGCUGCUGCAGGAGGACACACACUCGGCAUCAAGACCUUGCUGGAUGCAGGUUAUGACCCCAACUAUAUGCUGGAGCCCUGGGUUCGACGUAACUAUGACGACGGGCGGAAAUCGGCGCUCUUCUUCGCAGUCUUAAAUAACGACGUGCCGUCAGCCAAACUGCUGCUGGAGGCCGGGGCCAUGACCAACCAAGACCCAAUCAAAUGUCUGCAGAUUGCCCUGCGGCUGGGGAACUACGAGCUGAUAGACCUGCUGCUGAGGUUUGGAGCCAACGUCAACUAUUACUGCAAGAUCAACACAACCCACUUCCCCUCAGCCCUGCAGUACGCACUCAAGGACCAGGUGGUUUUCAGGAUGCUGUGUAACUAUGGUUAUGAUGUGGGGCGCUGCUUUGAGUGUCCCUAUGGCAACGGCUCCCACGUCCCUGAAGACUUUGAGGGAUGGAGCGACACUGUGAUCAAAGACAACACGUUCUGCGAGGUGAUCUCUGUCUCCUGGCUGAAGCACCUUGCGGGCCAGUUGGUCCGCAUCAUGUUGGACUACGUGGACCAUGUGACCCUGUGCUCCAAGCUGAAGGCGGCUGUGAUGGAGCAGCAGCAGUGGCCCGACAUCUGCAGGCUGCAAGAGAACGCUCGCUGUCUGCAGCAUCUCUGUCGUCUGCAGAUCCGGCGUUGUCUCGGCCGCCUUCGUCUCCGAUCGCCCGUCUUCAUGAGCUUCCUGCCGUUGCCGGGGCGACUGAAGGACUACAUCCUGUACCGGGAGUACGACCUGUACAGCCAGCAGAGCAGCACGCCGCGGUGACGCACCAGUUAGGACACAGACACGAUUCAAAAAGAGUGGAUCUAUUGAGGGAAUUGUCAUCAUGAAGUGAAACCUUUGCUGCUGCUCUUUGUGGAAACAUGUUGAAG
Messenger RNA from Perca flavescens (yellow perch), 2190 nucleotides. RefSeq names its product ankyrin repeat and SOCS box containing 14a (gene asb14a). Gene Ontology annotation, biological process: intracellular signal transduction. Gene Ontology annotation, molecular function: protein binding. Bases 314 to 2083 code for a protein of 589 amino acids. NCBI's taxonomy places the organism in Eukaryota, Metazoa, Chordata, Actinopteri, Perciformes, Percidae. The record is from RefSeq and is a predicted model, not a curated record. The transcript is spliced from 14 exons. Gene Ontology annotation, cellular component: cytoplasm.